AUGUGGCAUACCUCAGCUCUUACGACCACUAUCCAAAACCCGCAGUUACGGCUCCUCAACGCUCUCCGCGCUAAUUCUGGACCAAUCAUGACCUUUCUCGGUCUCCCGUCCGCUCGCACAGCUCAGCUGGUAGCUUCCACUGGCCUCGAUGGUGUGAUUAUCGACUGUGAGCAUGGGCAUAUCAGCGAUGAUUCUAUGCAUAAUGCAGUUACCGCUAUCUCUUCCCAAGGAGUCUCUCCACUUGUCCGUCUAAGAAUGACCCACGCGGACUUGAUCAAACGUGCUCUAGAUGCUGGUGCUCAUGGCAUUGUUGUUCCUAUGAUCAAUACGCCUGAAGAUGCCAGGAACGUGGUCCAACACGCCAAGUUUCCUCCCCAAGGUCUGAGGGGACAAGGCUCAGCGUUUCCUGGGUUUGCGUUUGGGGUUGACAUCCCAACCUACAUAGCCACAGCCAACGAGACCCUUCUUACUUGUCUGCAAAUUGAGUCUAAGUUGGGUGUUGAGAAUGUUGAUGCUAUAUGCGCCGUGCCCGGUGUUGGUCCCAACGACCUUGCUCUUUCAAUUCUAGGUUACGCCCCUGCAAAAGGCAAUGAGCCUGAAUUUGUCGACGCAAUUGAGAAAAUUAUAGCAGUAGCUAGGAAGCAUGGCAAAUGGAUUGGCCGCCUAUCAAAUGAUGGGGCUUCAGCUAGGAAGCAUCUAGAGAUAUUCGAUACUGUGGCUCUAGGCUACGAUGUGCGGGCCAUCCAGAAUUGGUAUUUUGCUGAACUGAAGGCUGCACGCUCCCCGCAAUAA
This is a messenger RNA of Fusarium redolens, 792 nucleotides long. Its product is annotated as Pyruvate/Phosphoenolpyruvate kinase-like domain-containing protein. NCBI's taxonomy places the organism in Eukaryota, Fungi, Ascomycota, Sordariomycetes, Hypocreales, Nectriaceae. Gene Ontology annotation, cellular component: cytoplasm. The record is from RefSeq and is a predicted model, not a curated record. Gene Ontology annotation, molecular function: aldehyde-lyase activity. Bases 1 to 792 code for a protein of 263 amino acids. The transcript is spliced from 2 exons.